AUGCAGCGAAGCAUCAUGUCGUUUUUCCACCCCAAGAAAGAGGGCAAAGCAAAGAAGCCAGAGGAGACGCCCAGCAGCGCCAGAGAGACCGAGCCCCCUCCAAAGGUGGCGCUGAAGGAGCGGAACAGAGUGGUGCCUGAGAGCGACUCUCCGGUGAAGAGGUCGGGCAGGAAGACGGCCCGGGUCCUGUGUAGCGAAGGGGAGGAGGAGGAGGACGAUGAAGCCAUCACGUCCCCCAAAGGCCAGAAGCCUGCCCCCAGCUCUCCACAAGUCUCCCCUCCCGGUCCUGUCACGUCCCCUGCGAGCAGCCCUUCCCUCUCCAGCACCUCUCCAGCAGCGACCAUCUCCCCGUCAGGGAUCCCGAAGCGGCUCACAGCUCGAAAGCAGUUUUCUAAACGGAAGAUUCAGGGUGUCCUAGAAGAGCACAGCACGGACCAGGGCCAAGAAGCCAAGAGGAAGAAGGUGGAGGAAGAAGCAGAGACCCCAACAGAAAACCUCCCAGAGGCAGAAGGGGCCAAAGAGAAGAAAGCAGAAGAGGGGGACCUGCCCAUGAUGCCCCCCGAGCCCCAAAACGCCUGCAAAGCUGAGCCGCCGACAGAAAGCGGUUCCGAGCCCAUGGUGGUGGUGAAGCAGGAGCCCCAGGAUGAGGAGCAGGCCAAGCCGCCCCCCAGAGCUCCCAGGAUGCUCAGCAGUUUCUUCACCCCCCGGAAGCCGGCAAUCAAAAAGGAAGUGAAAGAAGAGGGGCCUGGCACCCCAAGAAAGGAGGCGUCCAAGGGCCCCCUGGACCCAUCCAGCUACAACCCUGCCAAGAAAAACUACCAUCCCGUCCAGGACGCGUGCUGGAUGCAGGGCCAGAAGGUCCCUUACCUGGCGGUGGCCCGGACGUUUGAGAAGAUCGAGGAGGUUUCUGCUCGGCUCCGGAUGGUGGAGACGCUGAGCAACUUGCUUCGCUCCGUGGUGGCCCUGUCGCCCCCAGACCUCCUCCCCAUCCUCUACCUCAGCCUCAACUGCCUCGGGCCCCCCCAGCAGGGCCUGGAGCUCGGCGUCGGGGAUGGUGUCCUUCUCAAGGCGGUGGCCCAGGCCACAGGUCGGCAGCUCGAGUUGGUGCGGGCCGAGGCAGCCGAGACGGGCGACGUGGGGCUGGUGGCCGAGAACAGCCGCAGCACCCAGAGACUCAUGCUGCCCCCACCCGCCCUCACCGCCUCUGGGGUCCUCGCCAAAUUCCGAGACAUCGCCCGGCUCACUGGCAACGCUUCCACAGCCAGGAAGAUGGACAUCAUUAAAGGCCUGUUUGUGGCCUGCCGCCAUUCAGAAGCCCGAUUCAUCACCAGAGCCCUGAGUGGACGGCUGCGCCUCGGGCUGGCAGAGCAGUCGGUGCUGGCCGCCCUCGCCCAGGCCGUGAGCCUCACGCCUCCAGGCCAAGAAUUCCCCCCGGCCGUGGUGGAUGCUGGGAAGGGCAAGACAGCAGAGGCCAGAAAGACGUGGCUGGAGGAGCAAGGCAUGAUCCUGAAGCAGACGUUCUGCCAGGUGCCUGACCUGGACCGGAUCGUCCCGGUGCUGCUGGAACAUGGCCUGGAGGGGCUCCCGGAGCACUGCAAGCUGAGUCCAGGGGUCCCCCUGAAACCAAUGUUGGCCCACCCCACCCGGGGCGUCAGCGAGGUCCUGAAGCGCUUCGAUGAGGCAGCUUUCACCUGCGAGUACAAAUACGACGGGCAGAGGGCCCAGGGCGGGGAGGUGAAGAUCUUCAGCAGGAAUCAGGAAGACAAUACCGGAAAGUACCCGGACAUCAUCAGCCGCAUCCCCAAGAUUAAACUCCCGUCAGUCACAUCUUUCAUCCUGGACACAGAAGCCGUGGCUUGGGACCGGGAGAAGAAGCAGAUACAGCCGUUCCAAGUGCUCACCACCCGCAAACGCAAGGAGGUGGAUGCAGCGGAGAUCCAGGUGCAGGUGUGUUUGUACGCCUUCGACCUCAUCUACCUCAACGGAGAGGUUCAGUGGUGGGACAUGGGCGUGGAGCGCCGGGGCUGGCACAUGGAAGCUUUGAUACAAUUAGCUGCCCUCACCAUCUUCCUCCAGAUAAUCCUUGACGAUCUGUCCCUGGUCCGUGAGCCCCUUUCCCGACGCCGGCAGCUGCUCCGGGAGAACUUCGUGGAGACGGAGGGCGAGUUUGUCUUCGCCACCUCCCUGGACACCAAGGACAUGGACCAGAUCGCGGAGUUCUUGGAGCAGUCGGUGAAAGACUCCUGCGAGGGGCUGAUGGUGAAAACCCUGGACAUCGAUGCCACCUACGAGAUCGCCAAGAGAUCACACAACUGGCUCAAGCUGAAGAAGGACUACCUGGACGGCGUGGGGGACACCCUGGAUCUCGUGGUGAUCGGCGCCUACCUGGGCCGGGGGAAGCGGGCCGGCCGCUACGGGGGCUUCCUGCUGGCCGCCUACGACCAGGAGAGCGAGGAGCUGCAGCUGGGAACCGGCUUCAGCGACGAGGAGCUGGAGGAGUAUCACCAGACCCUGCAGGCCCGGGUGCUGCCCACCCCUCGCUCCUAUGUCCGGGCAGACGGCGCCGUGGCCCCGGACCACUGGCUGGAGCCCAGCAUCGUGUGGGAGGUCAGGUGCGCGGACCUCUCCCUCUCGCCCAUCUACCCCGCUGCCCGCGGCCUGGUGGACAGUGAGAAGGGGAUCUCCCUUCGCUUCCCUCGGUUUGUUCGCGUCCGUGAAGACAAGACGCCGGAGGAGGCCACCACCAGUGCCCAGGUGGCCUGGCUGUACAAGAGGCAGAGUCAGAUUCAGAACCAGGAGGACACAGACCAAGACUCGGACCCGGACCUGGAGUGUUUCUACUAG
Myotis brandtii (Brandt's bat) is the source of this 2844-nucleotide messenger RNA. It is a transcript of the gene LIG1, whose product is annotated as ligase I, DNA, ATP-dependent. The coding region runs from base 1 to 2844 and encodes 947 amino acids. Gene Ontology annotation, molecular function: DNA binding; DNA ligase (ATP) activity; ATP binding. The record is from RefSeq and is a predicted model, not a curated record. NCBI's taxonomy places the organism in Eukaryota, Metazoa, Chordata, Mammalia, Chiroptera, Vespertilionidae. Gene Ontology annotation, cellular component: nucleus; mitochondrion. Gene Ontology annotation, biological process: Okazaki fragment processing involved in mitotic DNA replication; DNA biosynthetic process; DNA recombination. The transcript is spliced from 28 exons.